Molecule: messenger RNA, 1983 nt
Organism: Lizanozyma spartinae
Lineage: Eukaryota; Fungi; Ascomycota; Pichiomycetes; Serinales; Debaryomycetaceae
Gene: NOT4
Product: CCR4-NOT core ubiquitin-protein ligase subunit
Exons: 2
Coding region: 1-1983 (660 amino acids)
Biological process (GO): protein ubiquitination
Cellular component (GO): CCR4-NOT complex
Molecular function (GO): ubiquitin-protein transferase activity; RNA binding; metal ion binding
Source: RefSeq, a predicted model, not a curated record
AUGACGAGUCCCUUGUGUGUGGAAGAAAUGGAUAUAUCGGAUAAGAACUUCAAACCUUGUCCUUGUGGAUAUCAGAUAUGUCAGUUUUGCUAUAACAACAUUCGGCUGAAUCCUGAAUUGAAUGGUCGGUGUCCUGGUUGUCGUAGACUAUAUGAUGAUGAGAGUGUGGAAUAUAAGACCAUCUCGCCUGAAGAGUAUAAGUUGCAGCAGUUGAAGAAAGAGAAAAGAGAACGGGAAAAGAAACAACGAGAGAAGGAGAAGAAGGAAAUGGAAACAGCCAAUAAGAAACAUUUGGCUGGUCUCAGAGUUGUACAGAAGAAUUUGGUUUAUGUUACAGGUUUGAACCCGCCUUGUCCUUCAGAUGAUUUACAUACCGUUUUAAGAUCCGAUAAGUACUUUGGACAAUAUGGAAAAAUUACGAAAAUAGUCAUUAAUAGGAAGAGCCCCUCAUCUGCCCCUUCAAAUCCUCCUUCUGGUCAUCAUUCUAAUCCUGGAUUGGUUGUUUACGUCACAUUUCUGAAGAAGGAAGAUGCAUUGAAAUGUAUUCAAGAUUUGGAUGGCUCCUUGUGUGAUGGAAGAAUCUUACGUGCUGCACAUGGUACAACUAAGUAUUGUUCUUCCUACUUGAGAGGUCACCCGUGUCCCAAUCCUAAUUGUAUGUUUUUGCAUGAGCCAGGUGAAGAAGCGGACUCCUAUACCAGAAAGGAUUUAUCUACUCAAUCAGGUAUCAAGAUGUCCAUGAUGGGUAUGAAUAACAAUAGAUCAUCUUCAAACGUCAACUUCACAGGGGGACAUCACUUUGGUACAAGUGACGAUGAUCACCAAAGUGAUAAUGCUGAGUCUAGUGCAGUUUCAACUCCAGUUGCUACUGUUCCAACUACUGUGCCACAGCCUAUGAAUAUUAAUAAUGUUCCGCCUGCCUCAGUAGCUCCAUUGCCAGCAACGGCACAUUGGGCCAAUGAUGGUUCUACUAGCAGUGCUAGUGCUUCACCAUCCGUAGCUAACAAUGCCACGUUGACCAACACUGCUGCUUUCCCAACAUUAGGAGAAAUCGUUAGGGAACAGAAAUUGCAGCAGAAGAAGGAUGGAACAAAGCAGAAGACAAAAGGCAAGGGAAUGAAGGACGCAGCCCUAAAUCCUGACGAUAUUGAUAUUGAUGAUGAUGCUGCCCAACAAUUUAUAGAAGAAACCACAGACUAUUUGAAGGCAUUGGCUGAUAGUAAGGAGAAGUUGAGGGUAACUUUCACCACAUCUGUUGCAAGAUCGGACGGAAGAAAAAUUUUACCUUUAUUUUCAUUUAACCCUUCAGCAACCUAUACAAAUGAGUUCACUUUGGGAGAUGAAAAAUUGGUAUCUCGUCAAGUAGUCGAAAGGUUCCUUUUGAAACCAUUGAAAAACUAUGACUUGGCCUAUCAAAAUCACCCAUUUAUGCAGCAAUUCAAUGUAUUGCAAUCACAAUUACAGCAGCAACAAUUACAAGCUCAGCAAUUGACUCAGAGACAACAGAAUCAAAGUAUUGAUAGUCUAAGCAUUGCACCAGGGAACCAAGAAGGUACAUUCUCUUCCGAUCAACAAAAGCGUUUGCUAGAAGUUCUGGGAAGAGGACAAGCCCAAAGGUUUUCAGGUACAGGAUCAUUGGAUCCUUCAGCCUUGGAUAGUGGCACCUUAAACCAACAGCAAGGAAAUGAUCAGCCAACUCCACAACAACUUAUGGCGUUACUUCAAUUGCAGCAACUGCAACAGCAAUCCCAACCCCAGGUUAACAUGUUGAGGUUAAAUGAGAGAGUAAAUACGUCAACUCCACCACCUCCUGGUCUUUUUGCACCCAAGAAUAAUCUUGAUAACCAACAAAUGCUUCUGCAAAUUCAGUCACAACUGCAGCAUCAACAACAAGCCUUUGCUACUACCGCAUCUGCUUCUGCGAUGGCUGCUCCUUCUUCGAGCUCCCAGUUGUUAACACAGUUGAUGAGUGGUAAGAGAUAG